Molecule: messenger RNA, 1527 nt
Organism: Dermatophagoides pteronyssinus (European house dust mite)
Lineage: Eukaryota; Metazoa; Arthropoda; Arachnida; Sarcoptiformes; Pyroglyphidae
Product: NDP-glycosyltransferase YjiC-like
Molecular function (GO): UDP-glycosyltransferase activity
Source: RefSeq, a predicted model, not a curated record
GUACAUUCGAUUCGAUAAGAUAACAUUAGUUGCUGAAAAAAACUUAUAAAUUUGGAGUAAAUCAUUUUCUUUUCUUUAUUCACAAGACUCAAUCGCGAUGAAGGAAAGAAAACGAAAAAUAUUCAUCUAUAGUGUUGAUGGUGUUGGCCAUUUGAAUGCCAGUAUCGGGCUUGGACAGGCAUUACUUAAUCGUGGACAUGAAAUAUAUUUCCUAUGCACAUUGAUGUUUGUUGAUAUGAUUAAGAAGUAUGGUUUCAAAGAAAUUGUUCUCACUACCAAACUACAUGAACAAGCUAAUAAUGACAAUAAAAGUGAUGAUGAUGGUGAGGAAGAAAAGAAAAAUGCUCAUCCUAUUCAAUCGAUAGAUAUGAUGAUCAAAACAUUGCAACAAGUUGGUAUAUUGUCCGAUGUUCGACCGAUCGAUAAAUUGAAAAUUUUUGAUUCGACACGUGAUGAUUCGAUUGGUACCCACAUGUAUAAUGAAACCAUCGAAAUUCAUCAACAAUUUGUCGAUGCUAUUCAACGUGAACAACCGGAUCUGAUAAUUUUGGAUACUAUGUUGGUCGAUCCAUUCAUCGCAUUUGGCCAAAUUCCAUGGGCAUUUUCCUUGAGUGCUAAUCCUACUUUUUUGCUUACAAAUCAUCCGGAUAUACCACCGGCUUGUUCAGGUUUACCAUCCAAUGAUCGAACAGAAUGGGCUGAAUUUCUUGAUGAAUUCAAUCGAACAUUUAAAAAAGAUAUGCGAUAUUUUCAAAAUAAACUUAACCAACAUUAUGGUUAUCCUGAAUCAAGUGAUGAUAAUUUUCUUGUACAUUCACCAUAUCUAAAUUUUUAUGGAUAUCCAAAAGAAUUAGAUUAUACUGAUAUUAUUGGUAAAAUGCCUGAUAAUUUUAUUCGAUUGGAUGCAUUUUGUCGUCAGGAAUCUGAACCAUUUCAAUUACCCGAAGAAUUUCAAUCGAAACUGAAGCCUGAUGAUAAAUUAAUUUAUUUAUCACUAGGUUCUUAUGGUUCAAUGGAUGUUUUGCUGAUGAAACGUUUAGUUGAAGCUUUAUCGAAAACACCGUACAAAUAUAUUGUAUCGAAAGGAGCACUGCAUCAACAAUAUGAAUUAGCUGAUAAUAUGUGGGGCCAGGCAUUUCUACCACAAAUUCGUAUACUUCCAUUAGUCGAUAUGGUUAUUACACAUGGUGGUAAUAACACUGUAACCGAAUCCAUUUUAUUUGGAAAACCAAUGCUAGUAAUACCAUUGUUUGCUGAUCAAUUCGAUAAUGCACAACGUAUCAAAGAAAAAGGUUUUGGUGAUCGUAUUGAAGCCUAUCGUUUCGAACAUGAUCAAUUAAUCGCAAUGAUUGAUAAAAUUAUCAAUGAUAAUGACAUACGAGAACGAUGUCGUAAAGCAGCCCAACGAAUCAGUGUCGACGAUUCGAAAAUAAAAGCCUGUGAACAAAUUGAAAAAUUUUUAGAUGAUUUUUCAUCAUCAUCGCCAGCAAAUGCAUGACCUUUUUUAUGAAUAGAAUUGAUUAUUAU